Molecule: messenger RNA, 1127 nt
Organism: Adelges cooleyi (spruce gall adelgid)
Lineage: Eukaryota; Metazoa; Arthropoda; Insecta; Hemiptera; Adelgidae
Exons: 6
Coding region: 162-764 (200 amino acids)
Source: RefSeq, a predicted model, not a curated record
UAUAUAUAGUCAUCGAGAUGUUUUCCUUAUCUCGAUGUAAAUAGUAUUAUUUUAUCUGUUUUAAAACAUUUAAAAAUUUAAAAAAUCUAACAUGAUAACGGAGCCGAUUCGUCUGUGUUUUUUCAAAAAUUAUUUACUCGUGUAAACAAUAACAAAUCAAUAUGUCUAAUAAUGAGAGCACCUUUAGUUUAAACGUUUAUCAAGGUGGUGGUCACUUUGAAUUUUCAUCAGAAAAAAACUGGGGUAUAGUUGAUGAUGACUGUACAUGCUUUGAUUCCAUAGAUUUUACUCACUUGUCUGACAGUAUAGCUAGUGUACCGUUUCAUAUUAGACAUAACAUACCACAAGAGUUAUUUACAGUUGAUCAAUUAGAAGAAUUUGAAGUAGAAGCGUCUCUCGCCAACAGUCGACACACAUUUCAAUGCAAUUCAAAAUCAAAAGAUAAAUUUAUUCUCGAUAAGGAAAAAAGUCUCGAGCCAGAAACAAAAAAGCUAUUAUCUGUUUUGACAGAUUUCUCUCUUGAAGAUAAACAUAAUUAUUUAGUUAAUGAAAAUGAAGCGCAUGGACUAGAAGCAAUUUUAGGAAAUACAAAACCUUUACUUAGUCAAUUGAAAGAUGAACAUUUUGCAAAUUCAAACGUCAACGAACGAGGCAAUGAAGUAGUGGAAAGUACAACAGAAAAUAGUGAGGCUGAAAAAGAAAUAUCUCAAUCCACCAGUUCUGGUCAUUGGCUCAAUUCAAUGCUAGAAUUUGAUGAUGAAUAAUUUUUUAUUUUACCGUAAAAUAAAAAAAUAUUACUAUUUUUAUGUAUAGACAUGUUUUACAAAUUAGGACUUUUAAAUUUACAAAUUCAUUUUUUAUUACUUCUUAAAUUAUAAUCACUGACUAACGACAUUUAAUUUUAAACUUAUAAUUUGGUAGACAAUAAAUUAAUGUUAAGUUUAAAAGCCAAGCCGACAAGCAUUGACUUCUUAAUAGCCAUGUAAAAUUGUACAAAGAAAACACACUUUAGAGUUAAGUCUACACUUCUUUACUACCUAAUAUUAUUACUAAAUAUCACAUUAUUUGUAUGACAAUCAUUUUGUGUUUAUGUGAUAAAACUCUACUAUCUUAUUUAAUCUAACAAA